GCCCGCGCACGGAGACGGAGACGGGGGCAUCAGGUACAAGCGUCCCCGGCUGCCAGUGAACUCCCUCUCCGGUGAUGGGAUCCCUCCGUGGGGGACGCGGCGGCCAGAUUUUAGGAUCUUUUCUGUAUAAAAGAAGCAUGGGAGAACUGAGAGGCCACAGACCAAAAGGGACACUCCAGCUGACAGGGAACCGAGAAGCAAACUGGCUGAGAAUGGAGAGCAUGAAGAGUGUGCGUAAAGCUGAAACAGGAAAUCCUGGCAGUGAUUUAUCAGAGCAGAUUAAAGCAGCAACUAAAGAGAACCAUGUCCGAGCGGAAAAUACGCAGCUGAUGCUGAGUUACCAAAAGGGACAGAUCACGCUGAGGCAGUACAAGGUGCUACUUUGCUCCCUCUAUGAGAUCUAUAAGGCUCUGGAGGAAGAGCUGGACAGGAAUUCUUCCCAUCUGGCUGUUGCACCCAUAUACUUCCCUCAGGAACUCGCUCGUCUGGAAGCUCUGGAAAGAGAUCUGGAGCACUUUUUUGGCCCCGACUGGAAGAAGAAAGUGAUCGUCCCUGCAGCCACGCACAAAUAUGAGCAGAGACUACGAAAAAUUGGAAAACAGAACCCAGAGCUGCUGGUGGCCCAUGCAUACACUCGCUAUCUUGGUGAUUUAUCAGGCGGGCAGGUGUUGGGGAAAAUUACCCAGAAAUCUUUGGGGCUGAGCAGCAAAGAGGGGCUGUCGUUUUUCUCUUUCCCUGACGUGAGCAGUCCCAACCGCUUUAAGCAGCUGUACAGGAGCCGCAUGAACGGCAUCAAGCUGACGGAGCAGGAGAAGGCGGCCGUGCUGGAGGAGGCCGUGUCGGCCUUCGAGUUAAACAUCCAGGUUUUUGAUGACUUGCAGAAAAUGUUGAGUGUCACAGCAGAAACAGAGUCGCAGAUUCCAGCAACUCGGCUCCCAUCAUCCCCCAUCAUGCAGUUCACCGCGGGGGUGUGCGUCGCACUGGCCACCAUCGGAGUGGGAAUGUUCGUCUUCUAGACACGAGUUCAUCUCAUAUCAGAGCACUUUAACUUUUGACUUGUUUGAUAUUUACUCAGAGGAAAAAGCAUUAUCAUGUGUUCAAACAUUAGACCCCAAUUCACUGUUUU
This is a messenger RNA of Oryzias latipes (Japanese medaka), 1126 nucleotides long. The record is from RefSeq and is a predicted model, not a curated record. Lineage: Eukaryota; Metazoa; Chordata; Actinopteri; Beloniformes; Adrianichthyidae.